This is a messenger RNA of Sesamum indicum (sesame), 700 nucleotides long. Its product is annotated as signaling peptide TAXIMIN 1. The record is from RefSeq and is a predicted model, not a curated record. NCBI's taxonomy places the organism in Eukaryota, Viridiplantae, Streptophyta, Magnoliopsida, Lamiales, Pedaliaceae.
GGAUUCAAGAUUGUCGUGCUUUGAUUAUUACUAUAAAACAAAACUCUCAAGAGAUCCUUGAAAAUUUCAAGAAACAGAAGAAGAAGAGUUAGAAAAGGAGACAGUAAUUGGAGAUAUGUGCUGCUCUUGUGGGGAAGAUUGUGAAUGCAGGCCUUUGGGGUUUCUCUUGGGUCUCCCCUUCGCCUUUGUCUCCCUUCUCCUCUCCCUCGUUGGCGUUGUCAUCUGGAUCGUCGGGAUUUUGCUGAGUUGCUUGUGUCCGUGUUGCUUGUGCGUGACGGUGAUAGUAGAAUUGGCGUUGGCACUGAUCAAGGCUCCGUUUUCUGUUAUGAAGUGGUUCACUGAGCAGAUUCCUUGUUAGAACUCUAAUUUUUUCGUUGUCAAGUUUUACAAGUAUUGUUCCCUUAGCUUCUACCCUCGGUAAUCCCCCUUGGAUCUUCUAUUUUUUUUACCAAAAACUAUUUAUAUAGUCUCUUUUUUAAUUAGCAGCUGUAUCUGAUCAUGUUCAGACCAUAAGGCAAACCUCCUAUUCGGAGAGCCUGAUGUAUCUUCCAGUUUCAUCUACAACACAUCGAAUUUUCAAAAUUCAUGUGUGCUUAGUUUUUUUUUUUUUUCCCUAUUCUGUUUUUCCCCUGAGAGUUGACAAUUUCACUGGUAUCUUUCUCUCAGCGAUAAGAAUAAACAUCUUCAUUGGCCGUGAUAA